Messenger RNA from Linum tenue, 1198 nucleotides. The record is from the annotation of a GenBank genome assembly. NCBI's taxonomy places the organism in Eukaryota, Viridiplantae, Streptophyta, Magnoliopsida, Malpighiales, Linaceae.
AGAACACUAGACAACGAUAUCGCCAUUCCCCAAGCUCUCAAUUAUUAAAAACUAGCAUGAUAGUGAAUUAGUGACUCCACAAUCCACAUAAUACUCCAAUCCAAAGACAGCAGGAAUCUCGCGUCUCCACUCCCAAGAACACGAAUCAGAAAGACACUCUACUUCCAUCUACACAAGCACUCGCCCUGAAUCUGGUCAUACUCGGUGCUAGAUACCAGCAACAGAGAGACCCAAGUCAAUUCAUCAAUGGCUUCUCACGAUCAUCAUCAUGAACACAACCAUGACCAUGACCAUGACCAUCACCACGACCAUACCCACACUCACGGGUUUAUGUUGUCAUCCUUCCAUGGAGGUAUCAGGGAAACGGGCAACGCAAGUUCAUGGGUAGGCGCCGACGGGAAGGUUUACCACAGCCACGAUGGACUGGCACCCCAUUCCCACGAACCCAUUUACUCCCCAGGCUACUUCACCAGGAGAGCUCCCCCAAUCCUCACUAGGGAUUUCAAUGACCGAGCUUUCACCAUCGGUAUUGGCGGCCCUGUGGGUACUGGGAAAACAGCUCUGAUGUUGGCCAUUUGCAAGGUCUUGAGGGAAAAAUACAGUCUUGCUGCAGUUACGAAUGAUAUAUUCACUAAAGAGGAUGGUGAGUUCUUGAUCAAGAAUGGAGCUCUCCCCGAGGAGAGGAUUCGAGCUGUGGAAACAGGAGGCUGUCCUCAUGCCGCCAUUCGUGAGGACAUCAGCAUCAAUCUCGGCCCUCUGGAGGAGCUCUCCAAGCUCUUCAAAGCUGACUUGCUUCUCUGUGAAUCUGGUGGAGACAAUUUAGCAGCCAACUUCAGUAGGGAGCUUGCGGACUAUAUCAUAUACAUUAUCGAUGUAUCUGGCGGCGACAAGAUCCCUAGGAAAGGAGGCCCAGGGAUCACCCAAGCUGAUCUCUUAGUAAUAAAUAAGACUGACCUUGCAGCAGCAGUUGGAGCUGACUUAGCAGUCAUGGAACGGGAUGCUAUGAGAAUGCGUGAUGGGGGUCCCUUUGUAUUCGCUCAGGUGAAGCAUGGUCUGGGUGUUGAAGAAAUUGUCAACCAUAUCUUACAAGCUUGGGAAGCUGCUACCGGCAACAACCGCCAUUGAGUAUCAGUUGUUUACAGCUCAAGUAAUCAUUAUGAGAUGAGAAAGAUUCACAGACUAUGGUUUUAGUAGGAUC